GCUGCAUCGCAACGUUUAUUGCAACUUACUUAUCGUUGUGUCUCCCAAUCAUCAUCCUCUUUCUGACCACGAACAGAGAAUGAGGUUGAGGCGACAUUGCGGGACCUGUCUUCUUUCUCUGCUUCGCUUCAUCAUUCAUCUACGCAAGACAAUCUGUGUGGCUCCAUACCACAGUCAUCUUUACCUGCCUCCGAACCAUUAGCAGAGUGUCAUCAUGAUGGCUGAAACGGAUGCUACCUCCACCCAAGAUACCUCAACCGAUGGUGCCUCCCACCAUGCCCCAGCACAGAACGAGUUGAUGGAGAUUAGUCAGGCGGAACUGGAUCGAGCCAUGGAGAUCAAGGCAGUGUUUGCACAGGAUGAACGUCUGAGGGAGAUGCCCUCCGACUUCAUGUGUGUCCAGUAUGCACUCUGCACUGGUGAUGAAAGCCUGGAGAUUUUGUGUGAUCGAGCCUAUCUUGUGCAAUGUUUCAAAGAAGAGUACAAGAUUGCAAAUACAGUCGAAGAAGGCAUUGAUCUCUUCCACCAAUACACUCUGCUGCAGCCUGGUAAUUUCCUUGCCAUGGAAUAUUUGCCGGACGAGAAAAAUUACUUUAUCAUUGUGGAUGCUGCAGCAUUCUUCCCCUCAGCCAUCAAGACUGACGAUCAAGUGAGAACAUGGAUUGGUUCUACCUUCUAUUGGUGGCAAGCCACACUGCCUGAUUUCCAAGCAAUUCGCAAUGGAUGGACCCAAAUGUUUGAAUGCAUGGGAGCAUCGUUUGACAACUUUGAUGCUGCUCUGACUGAAAGAGCCAAAGACUUGAUGAAAGCCUACCCAAAAAAUCAGCGUGUACUCUACUUUCUCAAUUCACCAACAGUGGUGAAUAUAUUCUGGGCGUUGUGGAAGCGGGGACUUCCAGAAAGAGAGGCAAAAUCUUUUGUUUUGGGACACAGCAUACCAGGAUGGGAAGGGGAACGCAUUGAUAGUCUCUAUAAGCAGCCCACAGAGGAAGCAGCAAGAGAAAAGAUGAUCUUGAAUGUCUAUGACUUUCUGCAAUUACGAAUGAAGAAUGAACGUGAGUUUUCCUUGGAUCGUGCGGCCAAUCUUUUGAACGAGCGAAAUACCGAAAUGUUUGAGGAGAAUGGGUCGCAGGCAUGAUGAUUGGCACAGCACGACGGGGAUAUCACAAGAUGUCGUCUUGACGUUGCCUCAGGCCGCACUAUUAUGUAACAGUAUAUAAACUGGCUACUAGAUUAUAACGAACCUCUU
Molecule: messenger RNA, 1249 nt
Organism: Seminavis robusta
Lineage: Eukaryota; Bacillariophyta; Bacillariophyceae; Naviculales; Naviculaceae
Source: the annotation of a GenBank genome assembly